GCGGCUCCUUUUUUCCUCCGGCUCCUGGGCGGCUCGGCGAGGGCCCCUGCCGGCGGGAGUCGGGAGCGGCCGCGCGGGGAGCGGGGCGCGGGGCGCGGGGCGCGGGGCGCCGGCCGCCCUUGGGGAGCCGGGGGCGCAGGCCCGGCCGGGGGUCGUUGCAGCUGAGCUGGGAGCGUCCACCCACCCUCCACCAGCAUGGCUACUUCCCAGUACCGCCAGCUGCUUAGUGACUAUGGGCCACCAUCUCUCGGCUACACCCAGGGAACUGGGAACAGCCAGGUGCCUCAAAGCAAAUAUGCCGAGUUGCUAGCCAUCAUUGAGGAGCUGGGGAAGGAGAUUAGACCGACCUAUGCCGGGAGUAAGAGCGCCAUGGAGAGGCUAAAGCGAGGCAUCAUUCACGCCAGAGGACUGGUCCGGGAGUGCUUGGCUGAAACUGAACGAAAUGCCAGGUCCUAGCUGCUCGUGAGAUUGGAAGGUUUUCUAUGUUCCAAGACUAGAAAUUACAGUUCCUCCACCCUGUUCAGAUGAAACAAACAAAGAAAAACUUUGUUUUCAAAGUACUAACAGUUUGGUUUUCUCCUUCCAUGGUUCAUUAGCUCUAAACCCACCGUCUCUGAAAUUGAGAGGAGAUUUUUGCAAGUUGACUAGAAUUUCCAUUUUAAAUAGUUAGAAACUAUCCCUCCCCCCCCCCCCCCCGCACUGAUUCAAGAGAUGCACGAAAAAGCUGCCUAUGCUACAGCAAAUUAUAGUUUGACUGGUCCAAGAUACCAUGCCUCAACUUCACCUCUUUGGAGAACAUGUCACUCAGAUUGUUCAUUUCUUUUCACAAGCUAACACAACUCUAAGGGUUCAGCUUUGUUUUCAGUGCUGACUGGUAGCACAUUUACUUAGUAGCCGGGCCCCAUUUGCCAUACACUAGAUUCUGCUCCAUGUAACUUUUUUUUUUCCUGCUUAAGCAUUUGCAUGACUAUUAGUACUUUCAGUCAAUUUUUAAAGAUGCACAAGUUAUAAAUACAGAGAUAAGAGCAACCUACCAAACCCAACAAGGACCUCCCAGAAAUCUUCCUAAGACUGCCUAUAGAUUUCAGUUCUGCCUUUCUGUAAGUUGACCUAACCAUCUGGAAGAAAAUGACUAAAACCAUUUGCAUCUUUGUAUGUAUUUAUUACUUGACGUAAUAAAGCUUAUUUUCAUUAACAAUUUGA
This is a messenger RNA of Erinaceus europaeus (western European hedgehog), 1203 nucleotides long. It is a transcript of the gene CDK2AP1, whose product is annotated as cyclin dependent kinase 2 associated protein 1. Lineage: Eukaryota; Metazoa; Chordata; Mammalia; Eulipotyphla; Erinaceidae. Gene Ontology annotation, cellular component: cytoplasm; nucleus. The record is from RefSeq and is a predicted model, not a curated record. The transcript is spliced from 4 exons. Bases 196 to 456 code for a protein of 86 amino acids.